Messenger RNA from Protopterus annectens (West African lungfish), 1345 nucleotides. Its product is annotated as proprotein convertase subtilisin/kexin type 5-like. Bases 305 to 1102 code for a protein of 265 amino acids. Lineage: Eukaryota; Metazoa; Chordata; Ceratodontiformes; Protopteridae. The transcript is spliced from 5 exons. The record is from RefSeq and is a predicted model, not a curated record.
AUUUUCAGAUAAUACUUGUGUGAAGGAAUGUCCUCCAGGAACAUACGCUGACACUGAAGAUGUGGAUGGAAAUGAACUUGGAUAUUGCUCACCCUGUGAUACUGUAUGCAAGACAUGUCAUGGGGGAUCUCCUAAGGACUGUACAGCAUGUACUUUUGGUUACUAUAAAUUCCAGCAUCUUUGUCUUGCACACUGUCCAGCAGGAUAUUAUGCAGCAACUAACGGUUGUGAAAAAUGUGACAUUUCCUGCCAGCUCUGUUUUGGUCCUGGGACAGAUGAUUGCUUGGAAUGCCCAUUACACCUAAUGAAACUAGAUGGCACUAAUCAGUGUGUAGAACACUGUCCAGAAAGAUUUUUUGAGAAUAAUCUCAAAUGCAAGCAGUGUCAUCUAAGUUGUAAAACUUGCAAAGAUUCUUCACCUCAGGGCUGCCUCUCAUGUGAUUUUGGAAGUAUAUUAAAAGAAGGAAUUUGUUAUCCACAGUGUGAAGAACUCCAUUUUUUUUCCACAGAUGGUGUUUGCAAACUGUGUGACCAUUCCUGCAAGCAUUGCUUUGGCCCAAGCACAAAUCAUUGCCUAUCAUGUGAAACAAAUUAUGCAUUGCACCCCUUUAAGAAGACAUGCAUUAAAUGCUGUGGGGAGGAGCAAACUCAGGAUGGGUGUUGUCUCUGCGAUGCAAAUACAGUCUUAUGUGGAAAACAGCUACUGAGCUUACAUGAGAAGAAGCUGCUGCCACUGGAUGAGAUGUAUCCAUCCCAUGAAUCGAUCUUUGUUAUUAGCGCUGUCAGCUUUACAAUUAUUGUGGGGGUCCUCUUGUUUUGUUUGCUUCAAGCUAAAUCAAGGCAACAACUUUGUUGGAAACAGAGCUAUGAGAGACUUGGUAGUACAUUAAAAGUCAAUACUUCCUAUGGUAGUCAUAAAAAUAAUGGCAUUCUGAGUCAUUAUAAGGAUGAUCCUGAGGAAAGCCUUGAUGAAAGUGAUGUGAUUUAUACUAGCAAAGAUGGAGCUGUUUAUAGAAGAUACCACUUUAAAGUGUCAGAUAAUGAAGACGAAGAAGAAGAUGAAGAAAAAGUGUGUCUAAACAAGAAAAGUGUUAAUGUUUAGAAAAUAUUGGUUCAUGCACAGUAACUUGUAUUAAAAUUAAUAAACAAAACUAAGCAUGCUAUUUUUAUGUACAUUUCAAAACGUACUAAACACAAUACUGUACAUGACAUAUUACGGAAGAACUUAUUUUUUCAUAGCCUGUGGUGAAGACAUACUUUAUUAACUAAAGUUCAAUUUGCUUUAACAGUCAGACUGUUUAAUAGAUUGUAUUACAAUAAAAUCAUGUAAUUUCCAACAAUCUCA